AUGCUGGAACAGCCUACACGUUACAUAUUGCUACAACGUGGUAACUUGCUCGUUGCAUUCCUCUCCAUGCAGCUCGUCGACGAAGAAGGCGGAUUCGUUCUCUACUGCUACGAAGUACAAGUAGAUGACUCCCAUCAAGGCCAAGGUCUGGGCAAAUGGCUCAUGGACGCCUUUCACUUGCUUGCACAACAUCACAGGCUAGCACGCACCAUGCUAACUUGUUUCUCAUGCAAUACGCGCGCUCUAGCAUUCUACAAAGCACUUGGCUAUGAGCUCGACAGCACAAGCCCUGAACCACGCAGACUCCGCAAUAAGCUCAUGCAACCAGACUACCAAAUCCUAACACGAGUCUGC
Protomyces lactucae-debilis is the source of this 354-nucleotide messenger RNA. Its product is annotated as acyl-CoA N-acyltransferase. Gene Ontology annotation, molecular function: histone H2A acetyltransferase activity; protein N-terminal-serine acetyltransferase activity; histone H4 acetyltransferase activity. Lineage: Eukaryota; Fungi; Ascomycota; Taphrinomycetes; Taphrinales; Protomycetaceae. Gene Ontology annotation, cellular component: nucleus. The transcript has a single exon. The annotation marks the transcript as partial. The record is from RefSeq and is a predicted model, not a curated record.